AUGCUGAUCCAUUGUGACCCACUGCGACCCAGGAGAGAAACUUGCCACGAGCUGCCAACCAGGCCCAGCCAGACCACCGACCUGAGGGGCCCCCCGGGUGAGCAGGGUCCUCCGGGGCCGCCGGGCCCCCCUGGAGUCCCGGGCAUCGACGGCAUCGACGGUGACCGAGGUCCGAAGGGUCCACCGGGCCCCCCGGGCCCCCCGGGAGAGCCGGGAAAGCCGGGAGCUCCGGGCAAGCCUGGCACACCGGGCGCAGACGGCUUAACGGGACCUAACGGAUCUCCUGGCUCUGUUGGACCGAGAGGACAGAAAGGAGAACCUGGCGUGCCGGGACCUCGUGGAUUUCCAGGCCGUGGUAUUCCUGGACCUCCUGGUCCUCCUGGGGGAGCAGGACUCCCCGGAGAGCUUGGCCGUGUUGGACCAAUUGGUGACCCUGGGAGAAGAGGACCACCGGGACCCCCUGGUCCCCCGGGACCCAGCGGAACAAUUGGCUUUCAUGAUGGAGAUCCAUUGUGUCCCAAUUCCUGUCCACCGGGUCGUUCUGGAUAUCCAGGCCUGCCAGGCAUGAGGGGUCAUAAAGGGGCGAAAGGAGAGAUUGGUGAACCUGGAAGACAAGGUCACAAGGGUGAAGAAGGAGACCAGGGCGGACUAGGAGAGGUUGGAGCUCAAGGACCUCCGGGAGCUCAAGGUUUGAGAGGUAUCACUGGCAUAGCUGGGGCCAAAGGGGAAAAAGGCGCUCGGGGCUUAGAUGGAGAACCCGGGCCGCAAGGUAUCCCUGGUGCACCUGGUGAUCAAGGACGGCAAGGACCUCUAGGAGAAACAGGUCCCAAGGGAGACAGAGGGGCUCAAGGUUCUCGAGGAAUUCCUGGUCUCCCUGGGCCCAAGGGAAACACGGGCUUGCCAGGUGUGGAUGGCCGGGACGGGAUACCUGGAAUGCCGGGAACAAAGGGUGAACUAGGGAAACCUGGACCUCCUGGUGAAGCAGGGUUGCAGGGGUUACCUGGUAUACCUGGAAUUCCUGGCGCAAAGGGUGUUGCCGGUGAAAAGGGUAACACAGGUGCUCCAGGGAAGCCCGGUCAACUGGGGAAUUCAGGCAAACCGGGCCGCCAGGGGCCACCAGGAGAGGUGGGACCCCGAGGACCUCGGGGCUUCCCUGGCAGUAGAGGUGAAGGAGGACCAGUAGGACCCCCAGGACUACCAGGUAAACUGGGUUCUCUCGGCAGCCCUGGCCUCCCUGGCUUGCCUGGCCCCCCUGGACUUCCUGGAAUGAAAGGUGACAGGGGUGUAGUUGGUGAACCUGGUCCAAAGGGUGAACAGGGUGCCUCUGGUGAAGAGGGAGAACUGGGAGAGAGGGGUGAACUCGGAGAUAUAGGAUUACCUGGCCCAAAGGGAUCUGCAGGUAACCCCGGGGAGCCUGGCUUGAGGGGACCCGAAGGAAGCCGGGGGCUUCCUGGGGAGGAAGGGCCGCAAGGACCACCUGGCCCGCGAGGCGUGCAGGGAGAACGGGGCGCCACCGGCCUGCCUGGGAUCCAGGGCCCCCCCGGCAGAGCACCAACCGAUCAGCACAUUAAGCAGGUUUGCAUGAGAGUCAUACAAGAGCAUUUUGCUGAGAUGGCUGCAAGUCUCAAGCGUCCAGACUCCGGAGCCUCGGGCCUCCCCGGGCGGCCUGGCCCCCCUGGUGCCCCAGGCCCCCCUGGAGAGAACGGUUUCCCAGGCCAGAUGGGACUUCGAGGCCUCCCAGGCAUGAAGGGCCCCCCAGGGGCUCUUGGUUUGAGGGGAGCGAAAGGUGACAUGGGGGAAAGAGGUGAUCGUGGCCCCCCAGGAAGAGGUCCCAAAGGUUUGCCCGGGACUUCAGGUCUCCCAGGUGACCCAGGUCCUGCCAGCUACGGGAGGAACGGCCGGGAUGGUGGGCGAGGCCCCCCAGGGGUGGCAGGCAUCCCUGGUGUACCCGGCCCCCCGGGCCCUCCUGGCCCUCCUGGUUUCUGCGAGCCAGCCUCCUGCACCUUACAGGCUGGGCAGCGGGCAUUUAACAGCAAAGGUCCAGAUCAAUCAAAGGCUUAG
Physeter macrocephalus (sperm whale) is the source of this 2061-nucleotide messenger RNA. RefSeq names its product collagen type IX alpha 1 chain (gene COL9A1). The transcript has 33 exons. The record is from RefSeq and is a predicted model, not a curated record. Lineage: Eukaryota; Metazoa; Chordata; Mammalia; Artiodactyla; Physeteridae. Bases 1 to 2061 code for a protein of 686 amino acids.